AUGGCCCACAACUCGAGGUAUCAGCCUGUCGCUCGGGACAGUAUCGACGAGGAGGAACGCUACACCCAGGCGCCUCCCAGCUAUCAAGCCGAGCCGGUCAUCGGCCAGUCUCGAACGGAGGAUGACAAUGUGCCUGAUGACUUCAAGUUCGGCGGCAGUGUGGCCGAAGCAACCCUCCCCAUCCGCAUGCAGUUCGUCCGGAAAGUCUACGCCAUCCUGACCGUCCAACUCCUCUUCACCACCGCCCUCUCCGCCGUCUCCUUCUUCAACGCCUCCUACAAAACAUGGAUCCAGUCCAACCAGUGGAUGAUGUGGGGUUCGCUAUUCGGCGCCAUCGCCUUCAUGCUCCUGACAUUCUGGAAGCGCAAAUCCUACCCUACCAACCUCGUCUUCCUCGCCGGCUUCACGGGUCUAGAGGCAUACAGCAUCAGCGUGGUUACGAGCUUCUACGAGAGCAAGAUUGUGCUGCAGGCGCUCAUCUUCACCCUUGGUAUCUUCUUGGCUUUGACGCUGUUUGCUUGUCAAACCAAGUAUGAUUUCACUAGCUGGAUGCCCUACCUCUUUGGUGCACUCUGGGUGCUGAUCCUCUUCGGCUUCAUGUCCAUGUUCUUCCCUCACACCUCCGGCAUCGAACUCGGCUAUGGCAUCGUUGCCGCUCUCAUCUUCAGUGGCUACAUCCUCGUCGACACCCAGCUGAUCAUGAGACACUACCACGUCGAGGAAGAGAUUGCCGCGGCCAUCAGCCUGUAUCUCGACGUCAUCAACCUCUUCUUGGCCAUCUUGAGGAUCUUGAACAGCCAGCAAAACAAUUAG
Messenger RNA from Neohortaea acidophila, 813 nucleotides. RefSeq names its product inhibitor of apoptosis-promoting Bax1-domain-containing protein. The record is from RefSeq and is a predicted model, not a curated record. The transcript is spliced from 4 exons. The coding region runs from base 1 to 813 and encodes 270 amino acids. Gene Ontology annotation, cellular component: membrane. NCBI's taxonomy places the organism in Eukaryota, Fungi, Ascomycota, Dothideomycetes, Mycosphaerellales, Teratosphaeriaceae.